Molecule: messenger RNA, 1371 nt
Organism: Rhododendron vialii
Lineage: Eukaryota; Viridiplantae; Streptophyta; Magnoliopsida; Ericales; Ericaceae
Product: aquaporin PIP2-4-like
Exons: 4
Coding region: 178-1041 (287 amino acids)
Biological process (GO): transmembrane transport
Cellular component (GO): plasma membrane
Molecular function (GO): water channel activity
Source: RefSeq, a predicted model, not a curated record
ACUGUAGACGGUAGACCUCUCCAUCCAUAAAUACCCACUCUCCACUCACUUCUCAAAACACCCAUCAAAAAGAUUCACAACAUCAUCGUUACUCUUCUCUCCACACCUCAAAUCCAACCCCCUCUCUCUCUCUCUCUCUCUCUCUCUCUCUCUCUCUCUCUCUCUCUCUCUUUUGCUAUGGCCAAAGACAUCGAAGUCGGAGGGCGCGGCGGCGAGUACGCCCCCAAGGACUACCAAGACCCGCCACCGGCGCCGUUGAUCGAUGCGGAGGAAAUGGCCCAAUGGUCCUUUUACAGGGCUAUAAUUGCUGAGUUCAUUGCAACUCUGUUGUUCCUUUACAUCACUGUUUUGACAGUGAUUGGAUACAAGAGCCAAACUGACCCAACCAAGAAUAGCGACGCCUGCGGUGGCGUGGGCAUUCUCGGCAUCGCUUGGGCAUUUGGUGGCAUGAUUUUCGUCCUUGUUUAUUGCACUGCCGGUAUCUCUGGGGGCCACAUAAAUCCUGCCGUGACAUUCGGGCUGUUCUUGGCUAGAAAGGUGUCCUUGGUCCGAGCAAUAAUGUACAUGGUGGCUCAGUGUUUAGGAGCCAUUUGUGGUUGUGGGCUAGUCAAGGCCUUCCAAAAGAAUUAUUACGUUAAGUACGGUGGUGGAGCCAACGAGCUCUCCUCCGGGUACAAUACCGGAACUGGACUUGGGGCUGAGAUCAUCGGCACCUUUGUUCUUGUAUACGUUGUUUUUUCGGCCACUGAUCCCAAGAGAAAUGCCCGUGAUUCUCAUGUCCCAGUUUUGGCACCACUCCCUAUUGGAUUCGCGGUAUUCAUGGUUCACUUGGCCACCAUCCCAAUCACCGGCACUGGCAUAAACCCAGCCCGAAGCUUCGGAGCAGCUGUGGUCUAUGGCAAACAAAAAGCCUGGGACGAUCAGUGGAUAUUCUGGGUCGGACCGUUUAUUGGUGCUGCCAUUGCCGCCUUCUACCACCAGUACAUCCUCAGAGCGGCAGCGGUUAAAGCUUUGGGAUCUUUCAAAAGCACUGCUUACUAAGAACUGUGGGAGUACUAUUUCAAAACUUCAAGUCUGUGUUUGCAAAGGGGAAUUGGGAAUAUCGGGUGAAGUUGUAAAUAAGUAUUGGUGUGGAGGAUAGUACUGUGUGUCAAUUGGGUUGGGUUGGUUUUGUGUGAUCUUGGCACUUGUUUUUAACCGUGCCCAAUCGUGCUGUCAUCUGCUCUGUUUUCAUUCUCUCUGUUUUUGCCUUUGUGCUAUGUUGUCUUGUCACGGUGUUGUUUUUAUCUCCCGUUUGAUGUAAUUGCCGUAAUUGUAUUCUUCUACGGCUUGUAAUAAAAAAAUAAUAAUAAUGUUUUUCUUACAUGGCAA